Molecule: messenger RNA, 765 nt
Organism: Talaromyces atroroseus
Lineage: Eukaryota; Fungi; Ascomycota; Eurotiomycetes; Eurotiales; Trichocomaceae
Exons: 3
Coding region: 1-765 (254 amino acids)
Biological process (GO): carbohydrate catabolic process
Cellular component (GO): extracellular region
Molecular function (GO): cutinase activity
Source: RefSeq, a predicted model, not a curated record
AUGCAUUCAACCACCCUUCUCGCUAUAUUCUUAUCAUCCGGCAUUGCCCUUACCGGGACAUCCGCAUCGUCCCUUUCAAAGAUCAAGCGCAAGGAAACACUCCUAAACGAAUUCCUAGCCGACCUCCUCAAAUACUUGCCCGCCAUCGACGAGCCUCUGGUCGACGCAACAAGCGUCAUCACCGACCUCGACAGCGUGCUCGCAGACCUGACCGGCGCAAACACAACGGAGAACCAGCUGAUUGACGGCUCGUCAUGCGAUGAAUACACGCUUAUCUUUGCGCGCGGAACCGCUGAGCCGGGCAAUAUGGGCGUCCUGGUUGGACCGCCGUUGGUCUGGGCGUUGCAGGACAUCGUGGGCACGGAUGGGUUGACUAUUCAGGGGGUUAAUAAUUAUUCGGCUUCGGUAGAGGGUUAUCUUGAAGGAGGGGAUCCGGAUGGAUCUGACAAUAUGGCCUCCCUAAUCUCAGAAGCAUACUCCUCCUGCCCAGACACCAAGCUAAUUGUCGGUGGAUAUUCCCAAGGCUGCCAAAUCGUGCACAAUGCCAUUUCGGAGCUUGAUGCCACCACCGCUGCGUGGAUUGACAAGGUUGUGCUCUUCGGUGACCCAGAUGACGGCGAAGCUAUGUCCAACGUCGACUCGUCAAAUGUCUACACCGUCUGCAAUUCCAAGGACGAUAUUUGUGAUGACGGAGACAUCAUUACUGUAUGGCAUUUGAUCUAUGCCGAGAAUGUGACUGCUGCAGCUGAAUGGGCCACAUCAUAG